AUGGCUUGUCCGGGCUCCUGGACGGAGGCGAUGCCGUGGCUGGCCGCCGUCACGCUGUUCCUCGCCGCCCUGGUGACGGUAAGCCGGCACUUGGUGCAGUGUGCCUGCGGGCCGUCAGCCGACUCGUUGCAGCCAAUCCGGAAGGACGAUUGGGGUUUCCUGCUGAAAUGGGUCCUGUCCCUCCACAGCUGGCGGAGCCAGUGGCGAGCGGCGUGGCUGACAGCUCUGAACGAGGAAGCGAGGCAGAGCGGGGGACCACCAUUUCUUACAUUUGAGGAGGAGCAGCUUCAACAGCCCUUCGAACUCGCAGUUCACCCAGUUGUGAAUGCUGUCAAGUCUGUCCAGGAGGCAGUAUCAUGGAAUGUCGGAGGAGACUCAAUUUCAUUUGUUGUUCAUGUGCUUUCAGCCUCAUGUGGCGCUUCACAAGGCCGGUCAUAUGAUGUCCGACUAUCUCCAUUUCACUUACAGCUGGAACUUCAUAUGAAAGAGAAAAGAGAAGAUAUAUUGAUAAAGUGGUCUUUCCUUAAUGUGUCGGAGAUGAAUAUAAAAAUCCAACCUAAAGCAAGACAGGAGGGUCCGAUCAUCGGGGCCCUCGGACUGUGCCGAACCCUCGAAGAGACUCUGAAACGUUUAUUUAGCUCCGUCUCCCCGUCGGUCCUGUUGAGCACAAAGACCCUGGACGUACGGAAUGCCCAGGAUAUGCUGUAUACCUCCACCAUCCCUCAGGACCUCUGCCCUCCUAAACCCCCACGGGCCCACAAGUUAAAACUGUUGGUGAAGAAUAUCCGAGCAACCCUGCUGAAGAAUGCCGGUGCUUCAGGUAGCCUGAGCUGUGUGCUUGUGGCUCAGUUAAACGACCCUUUCCAGACGUUCUUCGGCCCCGUAACCGAGAGUACCACCGACUUGGCUUGGAGCGAGGAGCUCCCCUUUGAAUUGAAUGCCAGAUCCAAAGAGUUACGAAUGCAUGUUUCAGAAGAUGGGAAUUCGAAAGAGAGUCUGUUCUUUGCUUUGGCAACUGUUCCUGUAGACGUAUUCAAGAGAAAGCCUUCGGGACCCCAAAGCUUCGUUCUGAGCAGCGGGCCCCACGACGAUGCCACCGUGUUGGGGUCUGUCACGGCAGAGUUCUUUUAUUUAGAACCAAGUGAAUCAGAAUCAUGGAAAAUCCCUCCUCUUGUUCCUGCUGCAAAGAUAAAUAAAGACCCAACUGUGAUGCCCUGUGGGACUACGAAUGGUACCCUGAUAACCACUCCUGUAACUGCUAUGAAAAGAAAUCCUGAACUGGAUGCAGGUCCAUCUCCUGAACUGAAUUCUGGGCUGUCGGGCUCGAGGGAUUCGCAUCCCGUUGCUGCGGCCGCCAUUCAACAGCUGAGUCGGUCUUCCAAGCUGAAGCUCAAGCCGCCAGGAAGGAAGAGGGCGCCCGUCCCAGAAGGGGUGUCCAAGAUUUCCUUAUGUCAAGACAGAGAAGCUCCACUGAUGAUAGACAAUGCAACCUCCAUGGACAACACAUAUCAACCAGAAUUUUCUUCAUAUUAUGAAGAUGGUAUAUCUCCUGAGCUUGUUGAUGAAAAUAUGUCAAAACGUGUUUUGCCUGUCUUAGAACCACAAGAAAAUGAACUUGAUAUUUGGGAACUGAAGAAGGAUGCCAAAUCUGAAGAGUGGAGCAAUGAUGCUCAGAUAGACCAAGAUAGUGAAAAUAUGUCAAGGAGUUCAUCAGCAGCUUUGAGAAAAGUUAAAGGUGGAAUCUUAAGACAUCGUCAGAAAGUUCCUGGGAUGAGCUGGUCACACAGUGACCUUGUACUCCUACAACAGCCGGAUGAAAAUCGUAGAAAAUCAGCAACAAUCACAAGAAUUGUGAAUAAGAAUCUACUUUCCACACAUAGGAGCAAGAGUGAAUUGAACGCCUUCUCCGUGGAUCCCUCUAUAUAAAACUCUGGGUUAAUUUCUUAUAUGACAUCCCUAUUGACUGAUCAGCUGUGUAUGGAGCAACAUUAGAACAUAUGAACAUGGAUAACCAACUGUACACUUUGAAAAGUGCUAUUUGCUGGAGCAGUGAACUUCAUGACAUUUUGUUUAGAAGGCUUAAUGUUUGUUUUUUUAGACUGUUGUUAAAACAGGCCCAGGAGGCAGGAAGAAAAAAAAAUGGCAUUUUUUGGGAAAUAAAAUUAAAACUACAAUGAGGAUGUCAAACGAAACUCAACAAUAUACAAGAAUAUUUCCUUCUGAUAAGCUUUACAGUUAUUUAACAGGCACAUGUUAUGCUAAAUAUUUUCUACGUUUAUUUUGAGCAUACUUAUCAAUAUCAAAUAUUUUUUAAAAUUUGUGUUUACAUUUUCCUCAACUAUGCCAAAAGUUAAUAUUGCCAUUUGCAGUGGUUAAUUAAUGAUUUCCAGAAUGUUGGCUAAGAAAACUUCAAAAGGGAAAAUAGGAGCCAUAAAUAAUAUUCAUUUCGUCAUGUCUAAUAUGAAAAAGGGGAGGGGAUUUAAUAGGCUGCCAAAGAAGGAAUGAACCACAAAUAGAAAUAAAAUGGGUCAAAACUUGUUUACUCAUUAGUGGUGGCAUCAAGUCAAUUCAGUAGCAUCUACAUUUCAGUUUGCCCCAUUAUUUCUAUUUGACUUCAGCUUUUACCCUAGUCAUUUUGUAUGCAUUUAUAAAGAAAUGUAUUGUUAUCUCUCUUAAUUUAUUAUUUUCCUUGGUGGUUGUAUUUGUUUACUCUUCUUGCAUUUCUGUUGUUUGGGACAUUCAUUCAAGAGCAGAGACCAGUUUAUUUAGGUUUGGUUUUCUUUCUAAGAAGGCUUUGAAUGCCUUUUUAAAAAAUUGAAUAUCUGACAUUUUUCAUGAGUGGUUAGGCUCAGAUUUCCAAGGUAAAUCCUUUUGGAUUGCAUCUUGAGUUCCUUUCUUCCAUUAUCUCCUCUGAUUUCUGGAGGGUUCAGAAUAACCUCAGGUUGUUUGAAUUUCCUUUCUUUUUAUCUGUAAUGUCUUUCUCCUGUUUGGUUAUACAAUUUGUUGUUUCAGUGGAAUUUGACAUUUAACCAUUAUGUGUCUUGGAGUUGGCAGCUUAGGUGUUCUUCCUUUCUGGGUUUGUUUUCAUUUUUGUUUUUGUUUUUUGAGGCAAUAUAGUGAUUCUUUUAAUUGUUGGUUUUUUCCUCAGAAAAGUUCAGAAGUUACAGGCAAUUUUCUUACGUUGUAGUUUUUGAGUUUUUUGACUUGUCAUAUUCAUAUAGGAGUCUUUAAUUUGUCUUUAAGAUCAAUAUGCUUUGCUCAUAUGGAAAUUAUGCUUUCUUUUCAUGUUAUUGUUAUGUUUCUCUUCUUCUAGAUUGUCUUUUACUUCUGUGUAUUUCUGUUCCCAUUCAGUAGUUCUCUUUUGUUUCUUUGGUAAGACUAGCCACCAGGGAGUCAAUUUUUUUUUAUUCUGUCAAUUCAGCUAUGCAAGCCAUGAAUUCUGCUAGUCUUUGAUUUUUGUUCCUCUUGAGAGCUUUGAUGAUUUUAACUUCAUUUCCCCUUGCUACUCACUCCCUUCCUUUUUGCUUCUGCUUUCAUAUUGCCAUCUCAAUAGGCAAUUUUUGGUUCACCAGCUUUGAUCUCUGCCCCAGUAAUCCCUGGGGGACAGAACUCAGCUGGAUGUUGGGCUCUUUCGUUUUGAGGUAGCAUAGUGCCCUCUAGAUGAGCUCUGUCUCAUUUCCUUCUGCUCCUCAAUUCUCUAGCAGAAUAUUGGAGCUCAGAGCAAGGCCCAUUUCACACAGAGUGAUGCCAUCCUUCUUGCUGCUGCCCCAGCCUACACAAAUUUCUGCCUUAGAUCUCCGAGGCACUUGGCAUGGGGGUGAGGGUGCAAUUUCUACUGCAAACCCUGAUCAGCUCGUGCAGACUUGCAGUUAUAGAAUUGGGGUGGUGAAGAAAGCAGUACUGAGUGAGCAUGUUAAGAAUGGAGGAUCACUAGGUUAGUUUACUGUUUGAUUUUUUAACUGAGUUUUUGCUGUCGAAGAGUGGAGAAAACGGAAUUGCUUAACUCUUGCCUGUAAUUCCUCUUUUGGAGAGGUUUGAGACGGUGAGAGGAUCAGAGAUGUCUGGUCUCCCGUGUUGUUUCUUAGGUGGCCCGGAUUACCGACAGUCUCAAAGCCACUGCCCCAAACAAGAGAUAUAUCACUCAUUCCCUUCCUCUGAAGACAUGGUGUAUAUGGUACGUUACACAUGUGAUCAGAGUUUGCGGAUUUUUUCCUACCCUUUCUUUAAAAAUAUUAUUUGUUCUGUGAUAACUCUCAGAGUUGUAAGGGAAGUGAUUUGGAAAAAAAAUUGUUGAAAACCCCCCCCCCCAAACUAUCAAUAAAACAAUUUAAAGCAUGCAUGCUUUACAUAUGAAAUAUCCCCUAUGCUCUUGAAUAUUUUUCUUACACAUAAUACUCAUUUCCAAAUGAAUGUAAUAAUAUUGAUCACAAUGGAUCAAUUUAAAAAUCAUGACUAAAAAGGCUAAUGUCCUUAUUCUCUCAUUUAGUCUCUCGCCACUUCCCCAGUGCCUACAGAAAGUUCAUGUCGCUCACAUCCUUCCAAAACUCAGUUCAUCCGUCCAUCCUUUUUAGCUAUCAUCCAGUAUCUCUCCUCCUUUUGGUGGCUAAACUCAUUGAGAAGGUUGUCUACAGUCCAUGGCUUCCAUCCGUAUAAUUCAAAUUCUCUCCCAAAGGUCUCAGGGAUCUUUUAAUUGCUACAAUAAAGUUGUUUUUCCUUCAUCCUCAGCUUUCUUGACCUCUCCACAGCUUUGGACAUUGCUUGUCGUCUUCUUCCUGAUACUCUCUUCUCCACUGGUUUUCAUGACAUUGCUCCAUCCUGGUUCCCCUCCUACCUGUCUGAUCACUGUCACUUAGCCUCCCCUGCUCUCUCUCCUGACCUCCAGUAUUGCAUCUCUGGCUGCAUAAUGGACGGCUUAAACUCGGCACGUCCCUUAACUGUUCUCUCUCAUGACCAUUCUCCCAGUCAACACAGUUCCCAACUGAGCUGCCAUCCAUGACUCCUCAGUCAUUUUCCUAUCAGAUUUGUCUGCCUGGGUCUACUAAUUUUAUUGUGUAAGAGUCGUUCCCCUUGGCCCCCUCUCUCCUCCACCACUGCUUCCCUCCUCACUUCACGGGCACUACUGCCUUUUGGUUGGCCUCCAGUCUUUCUCCACUGCAGUCCAUCCCCCACUCAGCUUUCGAGGCCAUCUUCCCAGAAUACAGUUCUGCCCACAUCACCUGCUUGUUCAACAAACUGCUUUUUCCAGGAUUACGUCUCAACUCCUCGACUGGCUUUUAAGGACGUGCACAAACCGAAUCCUUCUGCCUUUCUACCUCGAGUCCCCUCCAUGGGCUCUGCCGUCCAGCAUUUAGCAGAUGCCUGGCACCUAUCGGGCCCUUGCUGCCGGAGGGCUUCCCACUGGCCUCCUUGCCGGUUUUCGGGGAAGACAUCCUGUUUCCCAACUCUUUGCAUGUUCCCUGGUUGUCCUCUGUGCCCGGAAUAUUCUGCUUCCUCACUCUGUCCUCCUGGCUCCCUUCAAGUGGCCAAUAAAUAUCAUAUUGUGGAAAA
This is a messenger RNA of Monodelphis domestica (gray short-tailed opossum), 5547 nucleotides long. RefSeq names its product C2 calcium dependent domain containing 2 (gene C2CD2). Lineage: Eukaryota; Metazoa; Chordata; Mammalia; Didelphimorphia; Didelphidae. The record is from RefSeq and is a predicted model, not a curated record.